Messenger RNA from Asterias rubens (European starfish), 1124 nucleotides. Its product is annotated as proteasome subunit beta type-1-like. NCBI's taxonomy places the organism in Eukaryota, Metazoa, Echinodermata, Asteroidea, Forcipulatida, Asteriidae. Bases 125 to 823 code for a protein of 232 amino acids. The record is from RefSeq and is a predicted model, not a curated record. Gene Ontology annotation, cellular component: proteasome core complex. The transcript is spliced from 6 exons.
UUACUUGACAACUGCAAAGUCACACUGUAAUGCAAGAUUGAUCAACUCAACUAAACAGUGGAACGGGGAAAACGUUAAACUAUUUUGAUUAUUUCAAGUGUUUCGUCGUUAGCUUUUCAAAACCAUGGAGCUAGCAAUGGAUCCUGCACCACACGCAUCUUUGGGGAACCCUCAGCAGCGAUAUUUCAGCCCAUACUCCAUGAACGGAGGGACUGUCUUGGCCGUUUCUGGUGAUGAUUUUGCUGUCAUCGCUUCCGACACAAGAUUGAGCGAAGGAUUCUCCAUUCACAGUAGAGAUCUCCCUAAAACCUAUAAUUUAACUGACUCCACUGUUUUAGCAAGUUGUGGUUUUCAUGGAGAUGUGCUUACAUUGUCUAAAGUUCUGGAGGCCAGACUUAAGAUGUAUGAGCAUGACAACCACAAGAAGAUGAGCUGUAAGGCCAUAGCCUCUAUGCUGUCAUCCAUCCUAUACUAUAGACGCUUCUUCCCUUACUACACUUACAAUGUCCUGGCCGGUCUGGACGAGGAAGGUAAAGGUUGUGUGUACAGCUUUGAUCCUGUUGGUUCAUACGAGAGAGAAGUGUACAGGGCUGCUGGGUCAUCCAGCUCACUCCUACAGCCCUUGCUAGACAAUCAGAUUGGAGGCAAGAAUCAAGAAGGUUACGAAGCUCCUCCCCUCACCAUCGAGAAGGCUGUUGCCUUAGUGAAGGAUGUUUUCAUCUCGGCCGCUGAGCGAGACAUCUAUACAGGAGACGGUAUCAUCGUGAAUGUGAUCACCAAGGAUGGCGUGAGGGAAGAGCGCUUCCCACUCAGACGAGAUUAACACUAAAAAGAGAUUGUCUGUCUUUUGGAGAUUGUUUUGUGAUAUGUUCUUGCAAAAGUAGAGGGAAAAGAAACGCAGUACUCUGGGAAAGUACGGAGUACACUGUGCUUUUUUACACACAUUGGUGUAAGGGUAAAACCACAUAAUAUUUGUUAUCUAAUGGAACCUGUUAUAUCUCAUUGACACUAUUCAGCCCCAAAACAACCAAUCUAAUAGCCCAUUAGAUAUGACGUAGAGUCCAAACAGUGCCCUCACUGGGGUCAAUGUUUUGUCCUCCAAUUUUGCAAGAGCACAUCACAUU